AUGGGCAGAAAAGGUACGGACAUGGCCACCGAGAAAGAACUUGAGAGGCCGGGGGUCCAAGACCUUCAAGGAAAUGCUGCUAGUGAUCCUAACUUCGACUAUGAGAAGCAGGGAUUGGCCCGCAAGAAUAAAGGGGGAAGUAGACCAUGGAAGCAUCGCCGCAACAUCGCUGUAAUUGUUUGCCUUCUGCUGGUGAACCUUUUCUUGCGCUUUGACAAGAAUACAAUGUUUGGAGCCAAAGUACAUGGCGAUUUGAGCUCGCCGCAAAACAGAGUACAACACUCCUUCGAGGUCACGGUUGAAAAAUUGCCCAGCACGGACCCUGUCUUCACGCAGCAUUUGCUCAGUUCUUCAUUCGGAGACUCCUGGGGAAAGCCCGCCAAAGCUCAUUUCGAGCCUUACAAUGGUGGGAAGUAUGACAAGAUUAUAUUGGAGCUAGUUACCAACGUUACGGGGCGGCAAUUUGACCGCUUACUUCAUGUUUUUAUUGACGAUAUUAAUGUGUGGAGAUCCUCGACCGUGGAACCCUGGGGAAACAGAACUAUUGUCAGCGAGGCGAUUAAGGACAUUUCACAGUAUAGGGCUUUGUUUGAUCGUGAGAGCCUGGAAAUUACCUUGCAACUUGACAAUCUCGUGACCCAUAGGUUAACAGGCGUAUUCAACGUCGAACUCCGGGCCCACUACUAUCAAACCAGCAAUGAUACUGAUGUCAGUAAACCUUCUCUCCGCGAAAAGCUUUUGCAGUAUUUCACUUCUCCUGCCAAUCUCAUUACUCCGUUGGUAUCUCACUUUUCCCGCACCCCACUAUUUUACUACCCACGGGCUUCGCAGGGGAACCCACGCUGGUCUCGUAGCCUACCAGAGCUCGAAGAGUCUUCAAAUAUCUCCAGAGCUAUGAUCGAAAUAUUUGCUUCUGGAAACGCUGCAGAAGAGUUUUGGUACACAAAUGUCCUAGAUCGCUUUACGAACAGGUUUCGCAAGUCUGGGCAUGAGCUUCUUGGUCACGGUCCUUUCCGCGCUAUCAAGAUAUAUCUCACCAACUCUGAAAAGGAAAUUUUGGUCGAUUCUGUAGUGCCAACUCCGAUCAUUUUUACCGGGUUUAUCCCACCUCUGUGGCGGCCUUGCGUUGGUAUGAACGCUUUUGACCUUGAAAGUUACAAAGUGGAUCUUACGCCUUUCCUUUCUUUGAUCGAAGGGGAGUCUUGGGAAUUGCAACUUGAAGUUGUGAGCAGCGCAAGCUCCAACUUCAAACCGACUGUAGGGGAGAAUUGGAUUAUUUCUGGUAAUGUUUUUGUCUGGAAUAACACACUGGACGCAACACAACCGAGCUUCACCAACUCAUCAAUGCUUCCAUCGUCUUUUGACGUGUUUGUCAAUGAUUCCAAGCCAGAUGAGCUGAUACAGAACGUUUCAGCAAAAAACGGCGUUCUCGUUGAAAGCACAAUAACAUUGGACGGUGUGGAGUAUCAGCUUCAUCAGACUGUCGAGAGUACUUUCACAAGCAACCAAAAAUACUUGGAAAACGGUGACGUCGAGAAAACUUUUGUGGACCUCUCUAAGGAAAGAAAAUGGGUCUUCAGGAAAGCCGAUAAAGACCUUUUUGAAUUCACGGACAGAACCGGAUGGGACUUUGUUGGAAGCGUCAAAACUUUUACUUCCGAGAAAGACUCUUCUCAAUUAACAUACGCCGCCGAUGUGGCCCGUUCAUUGGAGCGUCACAUUACUCUACAAGAGAAGGAUUCAGUCGGACACCAGGUUGGAAACGACAACGUUCUUUUGUCUUUGGCAGGUUCACAAGUUGGCCAAGCAAACUAUACCUUGUCUUCAAAUGGCAACUAUGGAUCCGGAAACAGCGUGCAUUCGGUUUGCGUUGAGCGCGCGUGGCCGUAUGAGGAUAAUUACGAACGUACUGUCGUUGUUGCAGACAAUGAAGUUGUCUUGGAUGACUACAAAUGA
Molecule: messenger RNA, 1956 nt
Organism: Lachancea thermotolerans CBS 6340
Lineage: Eukaryota; Fungi; Ascomycota; Saccharomycetes; Saccharomycetales; Saccharomycetaceae
Product: KLTH0F05940p
Exons: 1
Coding region: 1-1956 (651 amino acids)
Source: RefSeq, a predicted model, not a curated record